GGAAGGAGAGGAAGGAGUGGUGCGGGGGGACUGCGCUCUGGGCUGUUCGGCUCGGGAGGUGGUGCAGUGUAGGUGACCGGCCCUGCCCUUUUCACAAGUGCGAAGGACUCCGCCUUUUCCUCCCAGUUCUCCUGCGUAGUUGGGUGAUAGCGCCGCCUUUGGGAACGGGCGCCGCAUGACCCGUAGGAAGAUUCUAAAGAUUAGACUGUAAGAAAGAAAGCAAAGACCAUGUUUCGAAGACCUGUGUUACAGGUACUUCAUCAGUUUGUAAGACAUGAGUCUGAAACAGCUAGCAGUUUGGUUCUCGAAAGAUCCCUGAAUCGUGUACAGUUACUUGGCCGAGUGGGUCAGGACCCUGUCAUGAGACAGGUGGAAGGAAAAAAUCCAGUCACAAUAUUUUCUCUAGCAACAAAUGAGAUGUGGCGAUCAGGAGACAGUGAAGUUUACCAAAUGGGUGAUGUCAGUCAAAAGACAACAUGGCACAGAAUAUCAGUAUUCCGACCAGGCCUCAGAGAUGUGGCAUAUCAGUAUGUGAAAAAAGGGUCACGAAUUUAUGUGGAAGGGAAAGUAGACUAUGGUGAAUACAUGGAUAAAAAUAAUGUGAGACGACAAGCAACAACAAUCAUAGCUGAUAACAUUAUAUUUCUGAGUGACCAGGCAAAAGAGAAGGAGUAGCAUGGACGAUUCUUCUUUGGCCGUUGUUUGACCCUCAUGCUCCAGCUUUUCUUUCUGAUCUGAAUGUGGACAUUUCAUGACUGAAUCUCCAGUUGCCGUCUUGGACCAUGAGGCGAUCUUCAGAAUGGAGGAUGGAAGAAACUGGAAUCUGUGAUCACCAUGAAACCACCACCAAACCAGUUCUUGACAGUCUGCCUUCAGACUGCUUUGGGAGAACAAAUAAACCUCUACUUUGUUUAAGCUA
This is a messenger RNA of Carlito syrichta (Philippine tarsier), 919 nucleotides long. RefSeq names its product single stranded DNA binding protein 1 (gene SSBP1). Gene Ontology annotation, molecular function: single-stranded DNA binding. Gene Ontology annotation, cellular component: mitochondrial nucleoid. NCBI's taxonomy places the organism in Eukaryota, Metazoa, Chordata, Mammalia, Primates, Tarsiidae. The transcript has 8 exons. The coding region runs from base 229 to 675 and encodes 148 amino acids. Gene Ontology annotation, biological process: positive regulation of helicase activity; mitochondrial DNA replication. The record is from RefSeq and is a predicted model, not a curated record.